Messenger RNA from Nannizzia gypsea CBS 118893, 753 nucleotides. RefSeq lists its product as hypothetical. The record is from RefSeq and is a predicted model, not a curated record. NCBI's taxonomy places the organism in Eukaryota, Fungi, Ascomycota, Eurotiomycetes, Onygenales, Arthrodermataceae. Bases 1 to 753 code for a protein of 250 amino acids. The transcript has 2 exons.
AUGACAAACCAGAAGGAAAUGGGGUAUGGUUGGCUUGCGAAAGCGAGAUUUGAGCAAGAAAAUGCGUUAAAGCAACAAUCCCAGAACUGGAAGGUCGCAAGAUGGCAGGCAUACUGGGAGGAUGUCCGUAAGGGGACUGUGAAAUCGAUAAAGUACUAUAUCCUCAUAACUAGCUUGGGGCUGUUUACAUCGCCUGAAAAGUUGCAGGAGAUUGCUGGUCUUCCAUCAACCCCAGAGCUCCAUACCACUGUGAAGCUGGAAAAUAUGGACGACAAACCAACAGCAGAGCCUAGGAGGAAGAGAAAGUCCAAUACUGCACAUGGCCCAAUUGGCGCAUGGCUCGCGUACUCUUUGAAGGCGGAUGACCGACAGUGGGAUGAUUUUCGCGAAGCAUGCCGUAAAGGAGCCAUUACAUACACCAACGGCACCUAUCCCAUUAUCAUAUCCAACUCAGGUCCUUUUACGUCCCCCGAAAAGAUACAGGAAGCUCUUGGACUGACAGCACUGCCGGAAGUGAAGGAAGCCGCCCGGGCAAAGUUUUCUGAAAAAACGCAACCUUGGACGAAAGAGGGGGAUGAAUUACAGUAUUGCGAUGUUGACCUUCGCUACUUGGAUAAGAUAGAGGAAAUUUCUGACGGAGAGGAUAUCCUUAUUUGGGUCGAUUUCAAACAAAGGUGCGGCUGGCUUGCACACUCCAUGAAAUCAAGAGUUGGAUGUGAAGACGUCAACAAUAGCAAAGAAAAUGCUGAAUGA